AGUCUGCAUAGUAUGGGCGAGCUGCAGGAAGAGGUGACCAAGCUGCAGCAGCUGCUGGCUAAUGCCCAUGCCACGGCCGAGGCCAGCGCGUCGGUGUACGAGGCCAAGAUCAAGGAGCUGAAGGCGGAGAUUGAUGAGUAUGAGGAGCAAGAGAUAGAAAUGGCUGACACCGUCGAGGCCUUUCAGGCAAAGGCUCUGCGCUUGCAGAAGGAGAACAAGGAGCUGAUGGCAAAGGUGGCCGCUCUCGAGGCCGAGGCAAAGUCAGCGGCGGAUGCCGAGAUUGCGCAACAGGCUCUGCGGGCAGCGGAAUCAGAGGCUCGGACGGCCACCAACGAGCGCGAUGAGGCUCUGGCAGAGGCCGACGAACUUCGUGAUGAGGUUACCAAGCUCAAGGAUGAGCUGGCCGCCGCCAAGGCUGCCGCGGCAGAUGCCGACGAGCCCGAUGCCGCGCCUGUCGACGACGCUGCGCUCGACGAGCUCCGCACCGAGCUCGACGAGGUCCGUGCAGACCUGGAGGCCGCCGAGGAGGCCCGUGACUCGCUGCAGGAGGAGCGCGAUCACCUGGCCUCCGAGCUCGCCACAACCGAGCAGAACCUCAUCCAGCUCAAGAUGGACCAUGCCCAGCACGAGUUUGAGAAGGAGGAUGCUCUCGUCCGCGCCGCCGAGGCCGAGCGCAAGUACAAGGAGCUCAAGAAGAAGAAUAAGGAGCUGCGCAAGGCUGCCAAACAGUAGCUUCACAUCUGCUUCCCCAAACCCGGCUCGAUGCGCCGAACUCGGCCCGAACACGCUCAAUGAACACUCAGCACCUG
This is a messenger RNA of Thecamonas trahens ATCC 50062, 809 nucleotides long. RefSeq lists its product as uncharacterized. NCBI's taxonomy places the organism in Eukaryota, Apusomonadida, Apusomonadidae. The record is from RefSeq and is a predicted model, not a curated record. The coding region runs from base 13 to 732 and encodes 239 amino acids. The transcript has a single exon.